ACCCAUACAUAUCCAUAUUAAACCCCGCUCACCUACUCUGCUUCUUUCUCCAACAGACUUUAACUUAUUCUUACACACACAUACAAAAGCCUUUGCUUUCAACAGGCAUGGAGGGAGAGAAGCGCACUGCUAGUUCAUCAGAAAGAUCAUCAACUUUUGCUUCGGAUCUUUUCGGCACAAAGGACUCUUCAUCAUCCUCUGCUUCUUCUCCAUUUUCUUCAGCUUCUUCUGGGAUUUUUGGCUCUAUCUUCUCCUCUAAUCCCCCUAACUUGAUUGUGGGCAGGGAGGCCUUGCGCAGUCACGCUGUUGAGAAGAAACACGACUCAGCAAACCGUGCCUGGAACUCCAAAAUUGGACAAUCAGAUUCCAUGCAUCUGAACAAGCAAGGUGAAAGUCAGGGCACUUGGAAGGAUCCUAACAAUACAUAUUACACUGAGCAAAAUGUUCAACCAUGCCAUCUCAGCUCCUCUAUAUACUACGGCGGUCAAGACAACUAUACCACAUCUUAUAAUAGCCAGGGCCAUGAUUAUUCAACUUUUAAGAAAGAUCAAGGAGAAGAUGACUCUGGAAGUGCUUCACGAGGAAACUGGUGGCAAGGGGGUCUGUACUACUAAGAGAGCAUCUCCUGUUGUACUUGAAACUUGGAAGCCAGGAAGGGAUUUACUAGAGGAAGUUGCAGUUUAUGUUCUGUGAUGUGGAAGAUGGAAUGAACUGACAGUAGUUGCUUUCUUAUUCUCAUCUGAAUUAUAAAUAUAACUAUUAUAUGUAGCAUGUUUUUUAGAAUUUAAGUUUUUUUUUCUUUAGUGUAAAGGAUAAGUUAAACCUUGUGUUUUUAAGUACGAACUUGCUAAUCUAUGUUCACAACUAGAAGACUCGUAUUAUCAUCGCCCAUCCAUUGUCUGACACAUAGGUUAUCUUUUGUAACAGAUUUAUGGGUUGCCUAUGUUAAUCAAUAGAUAUAUUGUAGUUGUAGUCCUUCUCAGAAUUUCACUAUCAAUAUAUUCAGGCAAUUGAGGUCAAUGUUAUGAUCA
This is a messenger RNA of Daucus carota subsp. sativus, 1031 nucleotides long. RefSeq lists its product as uncharacterized. The coding region runs from base 108 to 614 and encodes 168 amino acids. The record is from RefSeq and is a predicted model, not a curated record. NCBI's taxonomy places the organism in Eukaryota, Viridiplantae, Streptophyta, Magnoliopsida, Apiales, Apiaceae. The transcript is spliced from 6 exons.